AUGAAGGAGUGUGAAUGGAGAGUUGGUAUUCCUUUUAAUAUCCCACAAAGGUGGAAUUGCGAUGAAAUUUGCAGAGCAAAACUUCACAAUGAACAAAUGUACACACGAACCCACGUACGGAUACCUGCUAUCAAAUGUAGCAAUGUAACACGAACAGUAGUAUGCACUAAAGCUUUUUUUAGAUUCUCAUUAUCUGUAAUCUCUGAUCAAACAGUUACUUCACAUUUCUGUAGAAAUUUAGAUCGUCAAAAGAAAACAGACGGAGAGGAAUUGAUUCAA
Molecule: messenger RNA, 279 nt
Organism: Dracunculus medinensis (Guinea worm)
Lineage: Eukaryota; Metazoa; Nematoda; Chromadorea; Rhabditida; Dracunculidae
Source: the annotation of a GenBank genome assembly